Messenger RNA from Paramecium pentaurelia, 620 nucleotides. The record is from the annotation of a GenBank genome assembly. NCBI's taxonomy places the organism in Eukaryota, Ciliophora, Oligohymenophorea, Peniculida, Parameciidae.
AUGUCUUAAUAAGUACAUUUUAUUCAUUAUUUAAGAAUAAUAAAACAUUAAAUAAUUCAUAUUCUGUUUCACUUCAUUAAUCUAAAUAAACUUUUAACAAAAAGAAUAUUUCAAAAGUAGAUAUGUAAAAAUUUCUAAAUCAAUAAUAGAGAAACUCCACUUGAAGAUCCAAAAAGCUAAUUGAUUAGUUCCAAACCUAGGAGUGAAUAUCAAAUAAAGAAAUUUUCAAUUGAUGACAGAAAUAAAAUUACAAAUUUUCUUAAUGCCAUAGAUGAUUAUAUAAAAUAGUUAAAUGAGAAUUCAGAUUGUCAUACAGUAACAUCAGAUUCUUAAAGUAAAUUAGAGAAUAUGUUGAUCCUUAAAUAUAAUAUUAUCCAAAAAUAAUAAGAAUAAUUAAAAAUUAAAUACAAAAAAUUACAAUAAAAUUAUGCAGUUGAAAAUUAAGAAAAUUAGACUCUUAAAAAUAAAUUAUUUGAUUUGCAUAAUCAAUUGUAAGAAUUAAAGAAGAAAAAUUAUAUAUAACAAUUAAUUUUAGAUAAGUAGAAAUAAUAAAAUAAAGAAUUGAAAUUGAAAUAUCAAUAUUUAUAAAAUUCUUAUAUAAAAGAAAAACUGAAGUAUGA